Messenger RNA from Rangifer tarandus platyrhynchus (Svalbard reindeer), 801 nucleotides. Lineage: Eukaryota; Metazoa; Chordata; Mammalia; Artiodactyla; Cervidae. The record is from the annotation of a GenBank genome assembly.
AUGCGAGUCACAUUUGCUCUGACUGCCUGGAUGCUCUCCGUGGUCUCCAGUUCUUCCUCUCCAGCAAAUAGUUUGCCAGAUAUCAAAAACGAAGAUUUUAUCAAAGACUGUGUUCGAACGCAUAACAAGUUCCGAUCAGCAGUGACUCCAGCAGCCAGUGAUAUGCUGUACAUGACAUGGGACCCACUACUAGCUCAGAUUGCAAAAGCAUGGGCAAGCCAUUGUGAGUUUGCACACAACCAACAGCUGAAACCACCCCACAAGCUGCACCCAAAUUUCACUUCACUGGGAGAAAACCUCUGGACUGGGUCUCUAUCCAUUUUUUCUGUGUCUUCAGCCAUCACAGACUGGUAUGAUGAAGUUAAAUACUAUGACUUCAAGACUCGGAAAUGCAACAAAGUCUGUGGCCAUUACACUCAGGUUGUCUGGGCAGAUAGUUACAAAGUUGGCUGUGCAGUACACUUUUGUCCUCAAGUUUCUGGCUUCCGAGGUCUUCUCAAUGGAGCACAUUUUAUAUGCAACUACGGACCAGCAGGCAAUUACCCAACCUGGCCAUAUAAGAAAGGAUCCACGUGCAGUGCCUGCCCCAGGAGUGACAACUGUUUGGAUAAUCUUUGCACUAACCCACAACGAGACAAAGUGACACGUUACUACUCCAUUGUGUUUCCAGACUGGCCGAUAUAUCCACGUGACAGAAACACAUCUCUUUUUCUCAUAAUUAUCCCACCAAUCCUAAUACUGAGUGUUAUAAUUAUCAUGUGGGCCAAGGGCAAAUACCCUCAUUUAUUUACUUUGAAAUAA